Molecule: messenger RNA, 1608 nt
Organism: Pestalotiopsis fici W106-1
Lineage: Eukaryota; Fungi; Ascomycota; Sordariomycetes; Amphisphaeriales; Sporocadaceae
Exons: 4
Coding region: 1-1608 (535 amino acids)
Biological process (GO): transmembrane transport
Cellular component (GO): membrane
Molecular function (GO): transmembrane transporter activity
Source: RefSeq, a predicted model, not a curated record
AUGGCGACAAUUACAGCAACCGAGUUACAACCCGUCGACUUCAUCGCGUCUGGGGCCAGUCACCACAUGAUCCCACCGCCACGCAAAAGCCAUGAACCGCCAGCAGAAGCAUCGCCAACUUUGGAUGCGGCAGAAGCCUUGGCGGUAACAACCUUGGCUAAAACCCGGGCCAUUAUUGUCAUUGCUCAGCUGUCGGGCUUGACGCUUUUCGGAAGCUUCUGCAAUGGUGUUAUUGUGGUUGGUUUGCCAGCCAUGAUUGAAACCUUGGGGCUUGAAGACGGUCUCCUCCUCUGGCCGACUUCUGUAUUCUACCUCACUGCAGGAUCCUGUCUACUCAUGGCCGGGUCCAUUGCCGAUGUUGCUGGUACCAAGCGAGUAAACCUAAUGGGAUCUUUCCUGGGUGCUGUCGUGGCUCUGGCCUGUGGAUUUGCCCAGACAGGCGGCCAACUCAUUGCCUUUCGUGCCAUUCAGGGUAUCAGCUACGCAAUGAUCACGCCGUCGGCCAUUUCAAUCAUAUCGACCAGCGUCGAGGAUGGGCAGCCCCGCAAUAUCGGUUUCGCCUCCCUUGGCGUCGCGAGUACUCUCGGCUUUUCCUUGGGCCUGGUGCUGGGCGGAGUCUUUGUUGAUCACACGGGAUGGAGACCUGCUUUUUACUUUGCUGGAGCUACCAGUAUUGCUCUGUCUGUUGUUGGAAUCUGGGCAUUGCCGCGGGAUUCGCGACGACGGCAGGGGAAGAGCAUUUGGAAGCGCCUCGCCUCAGAGAUUGACUGGAUUGGAACGAUUCUUGCUAGCACCAGUUUGGCGACCUUGUCGUACGUUUUGGCCACCUUGUCGGCUGACGUCCACAACAUCCGUCAAGCAUCCAAUAUAGUCUUGUUGGUCAUCAGCGCCGUAUCGAUUCCAGCAUUUAUCGUUUGGAUGCACUAUCAAGUCAAAAACGAUCGCAUAGCACUCAUACCCAACUCGCUCUGGCGUCGUUCGGCCUUUACCAGUAUCUGCAUCAUGGCAAUCUUCACGACGGCCGUCACCAAUUGCAUGGAGCUUUUCAGCAGUUUAUUCUUUCAAGAAGUCCAGGGCUUCUCGGCAUUUGGAGCUUCGUUGCGAAUUCUUCCCUCCCUUAUCGCUGGGGGUCUUGCGAAUCUUUCAACUGGCAUCUUUGUCAGUCGUAUGCCGGUGAAGUGGGUGGUUUUGAUUUCAUCAGCUCUCAGUGCUGUAUCAGCACUAUUAAUGGCCGUCAUCCAGCCAGAGUGGCCAUAUUGGUACGCCGCUUUCUUUGCACAGAUUCUCGCUCCUCUUAGCACUGACAUCCUCUUUACCGUCGGUUUGCUCGUGGUUUCGGGCGUUUUCCCUGCCCAUAUGCAAGCCUUGAGUGGUGCCGUAUUCAAUACAUGCGCACAAGUGGGCACUGCGAUUGGAUUGACUGUAACCUCUGUUAUUUCUGCAUCCGUGACCGCGGCUUCGCACGAGACGGACAAGACAUCCCCCGGCGCUCUCAUGGAAGGCUACCGCGCCGUCUUUUGGACAAUGUUCUCCUGGAUGGUGGUCGUAUGUUUGGUAUCUGCCCUGGGACUGCGCCGAGUUGGAGGAGUUGGUGUCAAGCGGGAUUGA